Lactuca sativa (garden lettuce) is the source of this 1728-nucleotide messenger RNA. RefSeq names its product Glycosyl hydrolase superfamily protein (gene MAN7). The record is from RefSeq and is a predicted model, not a curated record. Lineage: Eukaryota; Viridiplantae; Streptophyta; Magnoliopsida; Asterales; Asteraceae. Gene Ontology annotation, biological process: polysaccharide catabolic process. Gene Ontology annotation, molecular function: mannan endo-1,4-beta-mannosidase activity.
CAACAAAAGCACAUUAUCUGAUUAUCACCACCUCCUUCCCAAUCCCCAAGGGCACCCACAUAUCCUACCUCCAUUCGCUUCAUAUCACCCCUUAAUAAACCUCUCACUUUCUCCAAAAACUCUCCAAAUCUUUCAAACGACUCUAGAGAUACGAAAUAAUGAAGAAAACUUUAGCAUCGUCAAUAUUUGUUGUUGCUCUAUUGAUCCUAAACCACAACACUUUUCUUGAAACCGAAGCAGCUGAAUCAAGAAACGGUGGCUUCAUAACAACAAGAGGAGUGCAUUUCAUGUUAAAUGGAAGCCCUUAUUACGCCAAUGGCUUUAACGCUUACUGGUUGAUGAUUUUAGCUUCCGAUCCUUCUCAAAGAUCCAAAGUUUCAACUGCUUUUCAACAGGCAUCUUCCCAUGGCCUCUCUGUCGCAAGAACUUGGGCUUUCAGUGAUGCUGGUGUCACUCCUUUACAAUACUCUCCUGGUUCUUACAAUGAACAAAUGUUCAAGGGGUUGGAUUUUGUGGUGGCUGAAGCGAGAAGAUUUGGGAUAAAGUUGGUUUUGAGUUUGGUGAACAAUUAUGAAAACCUUGGUGGCAAAAAGCAGUAUGUGAAUUGGGCAAGAAAUCAAGGCCAGUAUCUAACGUCAGAUGAUGAUUUCUUUAGAAACCCUGUUACUAAGGGGUUUUACAAGAACCAUGUCAAGACUGUGCUUAAUAGAUAUAACACAAUCACUGGAGUUAUGUACAAGAAUGAUCCAACAAUCAUGGCUUGGGAGCUCAUGAAUGAGCCCAGAUGCACUUCCGAUACAUCUGGAAGAACAAUUCAGGCAUGGAUUACAGAAAUGGCUGCACAUGUGAAGUCGAUAGAUCGAAAUCACUUGCUAGAAGCAGGUCUCGAAGGCUUCUACGGCAAAACCAGUAAUCAGAAUCCCGGUUUCGACAUCGGAACUGAUUUCAUUUCCAACAACCAAAUCCCCGGAAUCGAUUUCGCCACCCUUCACUCAUAUCCCGACCAAUGGCUAACGAGCUCCGACGAUCAAAACCAACUCAAUUUCCUCAGCAAUUGGCUUAGAACCCACAUUCGGGACGCCCAAUACGUCCUCAAGAAACCGUUACUCUUAACGGAAUUUGGGAAAUCAGUUAAAGAUCCCAACUUUAGCACGUAUCAAAGAGACCAACUGUUUAACUUGGUCUACAACAACAUAUAUCUGUCGGCAAAACACGGCGGUGCUGCUGCCGGCGGGUUGUUCUGGCAGCUUUUAGCGGAAGGGAUGGAGUCGUUUGGUGAUGGGUACGACAUCGUUUUGAGUCAGGGAUCCUCGACUGCUAAUAUCAUUGGGCAACAGGGACGAAGGCUUUACCAAGUUAGGAAGAUAUUCGCGAGGAUGAGAAAUGUGCAGAGGUGGAAUAGGGCUCGUGCUGCGAGACGUGCUCAGUGGUUGAAUUGGAAACGAGGGGUGAAACCUAUCGGAAAUUAAUACUAUAAUUUCAUAAGAUGAUUGUUGUUUUGUUUGUUUUUAAUAAUUACGUUUGUGCCACUCUCUCUUAGAGAUGCAUAGUGUACGUCCAGGAGGGUGGCUUUGAAUCGUUGUGCUAGUGACAUCAUCACAUCAAUGAUGUGGAAAAAUUUGUGUUUGUGUUUGUGUUCUUGAGUGAUUUGUAUUUGACCUAAAAGAAAAAUAGGGUCUGAGAUGUUGUAAUAUUAACAUAUAUAGGAAUUAUAAGCAACGUUUAACA